Messenger RNA from Paramormyrops kingsleyae, 865 nucleotides. Lineage: Eukaryota; Metazoa; Chordata; Actinopteri; Osteoglossiformes; Mormyridae. The record is from RefSeq and is a predicted model, not a curated record.
UACUUUUCUAGCUUGGACGCAGAUUCCUUGGGCCUUCGGUCGUUUGUGCUGGUGCAAGAUUUGGGUUUUUUGCGCAGCAGACAUGGUCCAGCUACACGUCAAGCGGGGAGAUGAUAGUCAGUUUCUCUUUAACACGACAGUAGACGUUUCGGUGGACGCGCUGGUUCAGCAGGUUGCUGCUAUUUACAAUAGAAGACUAAAAGUGGACAGAAUUUGCUCUGAAAUGACGGAGCUUGCCGACCACGGCAUCACCCUCCCGCCAAACAUGCAAGGGCUGACCGACGAGCAGAUCGUGGAUCUCCGGUUACGGGACGAGUGGGAGGAGAAGUGCGCACCGAGCGGAGGAUCGGAGAUAAAGAAGGACGAGAUCGGACGGAGGAACGGCCACGCUCCCAAUGAAAAAAUGAAGGAAGUGCUGUGUAAAACUACUGAAGAAGCCAAGGCUUUAGUUUCCAAGAAACAAGUGCAGGCUGGGGUGUGUGUCACCAUGGAGAUGGUGAGGGAGGCUCUGGAUAUGCUGCGGGGGGCUGUGAUGAUAGUGUACCCCAUGGGUCUACCUCCCCAUGAUCCAAUCAGGAUGGAGUUUGAGAACAAAGAAGAUCUCUCAGGGACACAGGCCUCACUACAAGUGAUUCCAGAGGAGGAAGCUCAGCUCUGGUGGGCGGGGAAGGAGAUGCAGAUGGGAAAGAAGCUCCAGGACUAUGUGGGGAGGAACGAAAAGACCAAGAUCAUGGUCAAGAUUCAGAAAAGGGGUCAGGGGGCACCGUCGCGAGAGCCGCUAGUCAAUGCCGAGGAACAGAAACACAUGAUGCUGCAUUACUACAGACGGCAGGAGGAGCUAAAGGUAGAGAUGGAUUACCCCUGA